Phyllotreta striolata is the source of this 1038-nucleotide messenger RNA. Lineage: Eukaryota; Metazoa; Arthropoda; Insecta; Coleoptera; Chrysomelidae. The record is from the annotation of a GenBank genome assembly.
CAAUACUGAAACUCAUGUAUGAAAAAUACUGUAGCAAAAAAUUCUAAAUAAUGGAAGAAACCAAGAACAUAGCAACGUGUAAUAGAUGCCAAGAUAAAUUCAAUAGAAAGAAAUUACUAAACGGUCCGGAUUCGACUCUAUUGUGCCCGAAUUGCUUGCGAGACCUCUACAGCUCAGGAGACGCUAAAUCGAAAUUUAAAAAUUCAUCAUCCGAUCUACAAGAGAAACUCAUCCCUUACCCGGAAAUAUUCUCCUAUCACAGGAAGCAGGAAAAUUUGUGGAAAUUCGGGAACUCCAGCACCACAUCACUCUCAAAACGGCCCCUUCAGUGCCCGAAGGCCGAUUGCAACAAAUUCAUCUCGCUGUUCACCCUCGAAUCGCAUUUCAAAUACGAGCACAAGGAAGUGCCGGUGGUAUUCGCGCAAUUGGACGCCCGCAGCGCCCUGGAAUUCUCUCCCAGGGACGUCAGAUACAACGUGACGCAAUGCAUUGUUCUAUUGAACGUUAUCAACCACGAUUUUUCCAACAUCUUUCCCAGAAGCAGCACUCAAACGGUGGAUUCUAAACCUGUGAUGGUGUUAUUGGCGACGAGAAUAGCCAAUUGCCAUUUGAAUCAAUACAGCGAUGAAUCGAUUUACAAUAAAUCGAAUAUCGACAUACAAAGAGAAGAUUAUGAUGAUGAUGGCGAUGAAGACGAAGUGAAUUCGAGUCAUACAUACGUCGAAAACAGCUCUUUAUUAAGGCCCGAAGACAAAAUCAUCAUAUGGCUGGCGUCGAACGUUUACACGAAUCUGAGCUACACGGUGGCGGCGUCGACUUUGUCGAAUAAAAUUCGCCAGAAAUACUUCGGGCCGAUGUCGACGUUGGGCGGCAGCCCGUUGGAGCUGUGCAAGAACGGCAAGUGCCUGAUUUUGAGCCAUUACCACGUGAACGGUAUGACGGAGAACGGCAGGAAACCCUUAGCUUUGGACGUUGUCGUUCACAGUCCCGAUUAAUCGUAUACAAUUUUCUAUUAUAUUACAUUUUUUACAAUUUUAA